Messenger RNA from Acaulospora colombiana, 572 nucleotides. The record is from the annotation of a GenBank genome assembly. NCBI's taxonomy places the organism in Eukaryota, Fungi, Glomeromycota, Glomeromycetes, Diversisporales, Acaulosporaceae.
AUGGCCAUGAAUUAUAUCCAGGUAAUUACAGCGCCUCGUUGUGAACACCUAGAGAACGAGAUGGCUAACUUUGAUCUAUCUUUGAACAGCUUGAGAAGUUGGGCGAGGGGACGUAUGCCACCGUAUACAAGCUUACUUAUCUACUCAAAGGGACGUUCACGCACGAAUAACGAGAUUGUUGCGCUCAAGGAAAUCCACCUUGAUGCGGAAGAAGGAACACCAUCCACUGCGAUCCGAGAGAUUUCUCUCAUGAAGGAACUCCGGCACCCGAAUAUUGUCCGCUUGCACGAUGUUGUCCAUACAGAGCAAAAAUUGGUCUUGAUCUUUGAAUUUUGUGAACAAGAUCUCAAGCGCUACAUGGACACUCAUGGCAAACGCGGUGCCCUCGAGCCUAACACGGGUUCUCCAUCGGGACUUGAAGCCUCAAAAUGUUCGCAUCCCCAUUGUCAACUGGGUUCCACCAUGUCUGAUUUAUUUUGUAGCUUCUCAUCAAUAGGAAAGGAGAACUCAAGAUUGGAGAUUUUGGUCUCGCCCGCGCUUUUGGUGUUCCAGUCAACACCUUCUCCAAUGAG